CGCUCGGCUAGGCGGAGGAUCGACGCGCUCGGCGCUCGCGGCGUGCGGAAGUGCGGCCCUACGGCUGGCUGCGGCGGCCCGGAGCUGGGGCGGGUCGGCGGGGACCUGAUGCUGGCUGCAGACAGUGGACGCUGGAGGUUGUUUCUAUAACCUGAUCACGUGUUUGCUGCAUAAAGCACAAUGUCUCGAUCUCGACAGCCCCCACUUGUGACAGGCAUCUCUCCGAAUGAAGGGAUACCUUGGACCAAGGUCACAAUUAGAGGGGAGAACCUGGGUACUGGUCCCACUGACCUUAUAGGCUUGACAAUUUGUGGACAUAAUUGCCUCCUCACGGCAGAAUGGAUGUCUGCAAGUAAAAUUGUGUGUCGAGUGGGGCAAGCCAAAAAUGACAAAGGAGACAUUAUUGUCACGACCAAGUCAGGGGGCAAAGGAACCUCAACAGUAUCUUUUAAGCUACUCAAACCUGAAAAAAUAGGCAUUUUAGAUCAGUCUGCAGUGUGGGUGGAUGAAAUGAAUUAUUAUGAUAUGAGGACUGACAGGAAUAAAGGGAUUCCUCCCUUGUCUCUCCGUCCUGCGAAUCCACUUGGCAUUGAAAUUGAAAAAAGUAAACUUCCUCAGAAGGAAUUAGAAAUGUUGUUCCAUGGCAUGAGUGCUGAUUUUACAAGUGAGAAUUUUUCAGCCGCCUGGUAUCUCAUAGAGAAUCACUCCACCACCAGUUUUGAACAGCUCAAGAUGGCAGUCACCAACCUCAAAAGGCAGGCCAAUAAGAAGAGUGAGGGCAGUCUGGCCUAUGUGAAGGGUGGCCUCAGUACCUUCUUUGAAGCUCAAGAUGCUCUCUCAGCUAUCCAUCAAAAGCUAGAAGCAGAUGGAACAGAAAAAGUGGAAGGAUCCAUGACACAGAAGUUGGAGAAUGUCCUCAACAGAGCAAGUAAUACUGCUGACACAUUAUUUCAAGAAGUGUUAGGUCGAAAAGACAAGGCCGAUUCCACUAGGAAUGCACUCAAUGUGCUUCAGCGGUUUAAAUUUCUCUUCAACCUUCCUCUCAAUAUUAAACGGAAUAUUCAAAAGGGCGAUUAUGAUGUGGUUAUUAAUGAUUAUGAAAAAGCCAAGUCACUCUUUGGGAAAACAGAGGUGCAAGUUUUCAAGAAAUAUUAUGCUGAAGUAGAAGCAGGAAUUGAAGAUCUAAGAGAAUUACUUCUAAAGAAACUGCUUGAGACUCCAUCAACUUUACAUGACCAAAAGCGUUACAUAAGGUAUCUCUCUGACCUCCAUGCCCCUGGGGACCCUGCUUGGCAGUGUAUCGGAGCGCAGCACAAAUGGACCCUCAAACUCAUGCAAGACUGCAAAGAGGGCCACAUGAAGAGCCUAAAAGGUAACCCAGGCCCACACAGCCCCAUGCUGGACCUGGAUAAUGAUGUUCGCCCCUCGGUGUUGGGUCAUCUCAGCCAGACUGCAUCACUGAAGAGAGGUAGCAGCUUUCAGUCCGGUCGGGAUGACACAUGGAGGUACAAAACUCCCCACAGAGUGGCAUUUGUUGAAAAAUUAACCAAGCUUGUGUUAAGUCAGCUGCCUAACUUCUGGAAACUCUGGAUUUCGUAUGUUAAUGGAAGUCUUUUCAGUGAGACUGCUGAGAAGUCAGGCCAGAUCGAAAGAUCAAAGAAUGUAAGGCAGAGACAAAAUGAUUUCAAGAAAAUGAUUCAGGAAGUAAUGCACUCCCUGGUGAAGCUGAUCCGGGGAGCCCUGCUCCCACUCAGCCUCAGAGAGGGUGAUGGAAGGCAAUACGGAGGCUGGGAGGUGCAGGCAGAGCUCUCGGGGCAGUGGCUUGCACAUGUUAUCCAGACCAUAAGGCUGACUUAUGAAUCACUGACUGCCCUGGAAAUUCCCAAUGACAUGUUACAGAUUAUCCAGGACCUAAUUUUGGACCUCCGUAUACGUUGUAUAAUGGUGACAUUACAACAUACAGCAGAAGAAAUAAAGAGAUUGGCUGAAAAAGAAGAUUGGAUUGUUGAUAAUGAAGGACUGACUUCCCUACCAUGUCAGUUUGAACAGAGCAUCGUGCACUCCCUACAGUCACUGAAGGGCGUUGUUGAAUGUAAGCCUGGAGAAGCCAGCGUAUUUCAACAGCCUAAAACGCAGGAGGAGGUUUGCCAACUAAGCAUCAAUAUCAUGCAGGUUUUUAUAUACUGUCUGGAACAACUGAGCACCAAGCCUGAUGCAGACAUAGAUACUACUCAUCUUUCUGUUGAUGUUUCUUCUCCUGAUUUGUUUGGAAGCAUCCAUGAAGACUUCAGUUUGACUUCAGAGCAGCGGCUUUUGAUAGUCCUGAGCAAUUGCUGCUAUUUAGAACGUCACACCUUCCUAAACAUAGCAGAACAUUUUGAAAAGCACAACUUCCAAGGAAUAGAAAAAAUAACACAGGUUAGCAUGGCAUCACUGAAAGAACUAGACCAACGACUCUUUGAAAAUUACAUUGAGCUAAAAGCAGAUCCUAUUGUCGGAUCCUUGGAACCUGGGAUAUAUGCAGGCUAUUUUGACUGGAAAGACUGCCUGCCUCCAGCAGGUGUCAGAAACUAUUUAAAAGAAGCAUUGGUGAAUAUGAUUGCUGUGCAUGCAGAGGUGUUCACUAUUUCCAAAGAACUGGUGCCACGGGUCCUGGCCAGGGUGGUCGAAGCAGUCUCCGAAGAGCUGAGCCGGCUGAUGCAGUGUGUCUCAUCCUUCAGCAGAAAUGGAGCACUGCAGGCGAGACUUGAAAUCUGUGCUCUGAGAGACACUGUAGCCAUUUACCUGACCCCGGAAAGCAGGUCUAGUUUUAAACAGGCCCUGGAAGCCCUGCCUCAGCUUGCAAGUGGCGCGGACAAAAAGUUACUAGAGGAGCUUCUCAACAAGUUCAAGAGCAGUAUGCACUUGCAGCUCACCUGUUUCCAAGCUGCGUCUCCAACCAUGAUGAAAACAUAGUGGCCUGUGGAGGAAGAGCAUCCAGAGACAGCAAGUGGGAGACCGUCCGUCCUCUUCCUGUGCCAGAGGGAUAGCCCGUGCCCAAACCCUCACGGUGUUUAACUUCUCUCUUUUCCCCGAGAAAAAGAUGUUGGUGGGUAUUUCACUUCAGCCUGUUUAAAUACCCCUAUUUUAAAUGUACAUAUAGACAAGUUUUGUUGUUACUAGCUUUGGUCCUGUAAGGCUGCAUAGCAUACUCUUCAAAAUGGGUUUUCUUUGCUAAAUGUUGCAUGGUGUGAGCUUCAGGGUCUUCUCCAGAAUGUUCUGGAGUGGCCCGUGGUGUGUGUGAAUAUGCUUCUCAGCACCCCUUCACCGCCAGUGUUGGCAAUCUCCAACCCAGGUGAGGCAUUUGAGAAGAGAUUUAUGGGCAUGGCUUUGGAGCUGUGUCCUAAACCUAAAAAUCAUCAUUUCAUACAAAUGCUUCUAAACCUCCUAAUUUUUUAAAGAAAAAUAUAUAGUCUACAUAUAAUAUUGUUAAAUUUUGGAUAAUUUAAUGUCCAUAAAUGAACUCUGAAUUUUAUAGUCUGACUUUAAUUUUUCUCAGUGCUGAACUGUGAAGUUUCUGCUUCUCACUCGCCCUUAAGUUGAUCUAUCAGUGUGCAGUGGUGUAGUCAGGGCGCACAGGGACCUGCAUGUAGAGGCCUUGUCACACCCACAAGCCCCGUGGAAGCCUUGUGGUCUCCUGGGCAUGGCAGCACUCCUUCCCCCCGACAGGUCACUCCUCCUGCCCUUCCCAACUUGGAAGUGUCCCCUCCACAGCUGGGAAGGUGCUUCUCAUCACAGGCCGUGUUUUGUAAAGAUUGGAGGUGCCCCGGGUCACCACGCAUUAGCAGUGACUCCCUGCUGCCUGGCCUGCACAUGGAUUCAGGUCAUGGUGACCUGCAGGGAGCUCUGUCAGCUCACUCCAUCCUGUCUUCGGCUUCAGUUGUAGUUCGCUUUUCAAAAUGAUCUACGGAUAGUGUAGACUCCUCUCUUUCAGUGGACAGAAUCCUAGUUCAAGUAAUUCCAGAACACAAGUGUGUACACAAUAUGGAUUAUUUGAGGUUAGUAAAUGUAUGUAUGUUUGUUUGUUUGUCACAGUAACUGGAAAUACAAAUUUAAUCUUUGACAAAUGUGCUGAUAAAGCUGAUAAGUAUGUGUAACAUUGUCUUCUUCUCUCGGUACACUAGUAUUAUAUCUAACAUAACCAAACUAAAUUUCAAAACGGAAGUACGGAAUGAUUUGUUAUUUUAAAUACUUAAUAAAGACAGUACACAAAGCCAAUAAUCUUCCUUCUCUAAAAGAUGUUAUUAGUUGAAAUUUUACCUCUAAGUGUCUUUACUUCAACAUUUUUAUUAACUCUGUAAUUGUUUAUAUUUCUAAUUUUAAUAUUCAAAAUAAAUAGUUCAGUUCUCUGUUUUAUU
This is a messenger RNA of Peromyscus maniculatus bairdii (prairie deer mouse), 4397 nucleotides long. RefSeq names its product exocyst complex component 2 (gene Exoc2). Gene Ontology annotation, biological process: Golgi to plasma membrane transport; exocytosis. The record is from RefSeq and is a predicted model, not a curated record. Lineage: Eukaryota; Metazoa; Chordata; Mammalia; Rodentia; Cricetidae. Gene Ontology annotation, cellular component: exocyst.